This is a messenger RNA of Aureobasidium melanogenum CBS 110374, 849 nucleotides long. RefSeq lists its product as uncharacterized. The record is from RefSeq and is a predicted model, not a curated record. Lineage: Eukaryota; Fungi; Ascomycota; Dothideomycetes; Dothideales; Saccotheciaceae. Bases 1 to 849 code for a protein of 282 amino acids. The transcript is spliced from 2 exons.
AUGUUCUCGCCGCUCGCCAUUCAAACUAUCACUCGUUGCGCCGCCCAAGCUCAAGCCAUGGAACGAGUCGUUGUUGGCGAGAAUGUCUCGCUUGUCCCUAGACACAAGCUUGACAAGAAGGUCAAGACUGCAAAGACCACGAAGGGGUCCAAAGAUGGCAAGAAUGAGAACUUAUGCGCUACUCAAAAGGAUCAGACUCUACGCCAGCAAGUUCCAGCACCGCCACUUCAUGUGCUUACAAGCAGGAGAGCAACGUACUUUGCGAACGUCCUGACAGCUUCCAUCUUUUGCAUCAACAACUCACAGCACUUCUGCAACUUUACAGUGGAGAGUCAAGAACAAUGGACCGCCCUGCUCGAAAGCUACAAAGAUGUCAGGUACAGAAAAUUCACUCCCGCCUACGAAGAAGUGCCGGAUAUUCUUGAGAGACUUCGCACUAUCAAGUUUGUUCACUGCUCCAGCGCAAAUUCCAACGAGGAGAAACAUGUGGAGCAGUCACACAACAUCGCCAACAGCAAUUCCAUCCCUUCUGUUGCUUCGACUCAGCGCCGCGCUAAGGCCAAGGUCAACUCACACCAAACCAUGCCGCCACCUGCAGAUGUGACGUUGCCUUCAGAACCAACGCAAGCUUUCCGUCGUCCUGAAAGCAUGAAGCAGCUUCCUCGUUUGACUCCUCAGUCCUUCCGCCAACAGAUUCGCAACCAGGGACUCGAGGGUAUCUUUGUCGAGUUCGUUCCGUUUGCCAGUCUUGCCGAAAGCAACCCUGCCAAGAGAUACAAAGAACAUCUGGAGCAACAUGGUAUGGCUGGUUAUGUGGAGUGGGUUGUUCCAGGUUCGGGCUGGCAUUAA